AUGCUCUUGGGGCUGGCCGCGAUGGAGCUGAAGGUGUGGGUGGAUGGCAUCCCACGUGUGGUCUGUGGGGUCUCGGAGCAGACCACCUGCCAGGAAGUGGUCAUUGCACUUGCCCAAGCAAUAGGCCAGACUGGCCGCUUUGUUCUCGUGCAGCGUCUGAGGGAGAAGGAGCGGCAGAUGCUGCCCCAGGAGUGUCCAGUGGGUGCCCAGGCCACCUGUGGCCAGUUUGCCAGCGACGUCCAGUUUGUUCUGAGGCGGACAGGGCCCACCCUGGCCGGGCGGCCCUCCUCUGACAACUGCCCGCCCCCUGAGCGCUGCCCAGUUCGUGCCAGCCUUCCUCCAAAGCCACGGCCAGUGCUGGGCCGGGAGCCCCGCAAAAUGCCGACCUUCAGCCUGGGGCGCCCUGAACUGGCCCCUCACCAUGUGCCCCCUGAUCCUAUGGCCACGGUAGUAGUGCCCAUGCCAGGCUGCUGCACGGACCUGCAGAGCCUAGAGCGGAGGGUGCAGAGGAACACGGUGGAGCUGGCCCAGGAGGCCUUCUGGGAGCAGGAGCUGCGGCGGGAGCAGGCACGGGAGCGUGAGGGGCAGGCCCGCCUGCAGGCACUGAGUGCAGCCACCUCGGAGCAUGCCGCCCGGCUGCAAGCCCUGGAUGCCCAGUCCCGUGCCCUGGAGGCUGAGCUGCGACUGGCCAAAGACACCUCUGGACCCCCCGUGCCCACAGCGUCCACGGCCGAGCGGCUGCGCCAGGAGCUGACCGCCCAGGAGCGGCAGAGUGUGGAGGUGCAGGGCAGCCUGGCCCUGGUGAGCCGGGCUCUGGAGGCUGCAGAGCACGCUCUGCAGGCCCAGGCCCAGGAACUCGAGGAGCUGAACCGGGAGCUCCGCCAGUGUAACCUGCAGCAGUUCAUCCAGCAGGCGGGGGCUGCACUGCCGCCAGCUCCACGGCCCGAGAGGCCCUCCCCUGGCACACAGGACCUUCUGCCUCCAGCCGGAGAAAGACCACUUCUGAGAGCCCCCCCGAGUCCUGUCCUAGUGCCCAGCCUGAGCCCUGAGGUGGCCUCCAUGAGGCAGAACUCCUGGAGGUAG
Messenger RNA from Trichechus manatus latirostris (Florida manatee), 1083 nucleotides. RefSeq names its product Ras association domain family member 7 (gene RASSF7). The transcript has 5 exons. Gene Ontology annotation, biological process: signal transduction. The record is from RefSeq and is a predicted model, not a curated record. NCBI's taxonomy places the organism in Eukaryota, Metazoa, Chordata, Mammalia, Sirenia, Trichechidae. Bases 1 to 1083 code for a protein of 360 amino acids.